Molecule: messenger RNA, 1380 nt
Organism: Telopea speciosissima
Lineage: Eukaryota; Viridiplantae; Streptophyta; Magnoliopsida; Proteales; Proteaceae
Product: aluminum-activated malate transporter 14-like
Exons: 6
Coding region: 66-1343 (425 amino acids)
Biological process (GO): malate transport
Cellular component (GO): plant-type vacuole membrane
Source: RefSeq, a predicted model, not a curated record
GAACUUGCCAACAAUAUUAGUGACUGAGACCCCAUAUACGCUAAAGAGAAAAAGAACUGUUGGCCAUGAAUUCAGAAACAGUAAUAGCUGUUCAAAUUCAAGAUGGAGUUUCUCCUCAGAAGAAGAAGAACAUUCUCCACUAUCUUACAGCAAAGAAAGACAUAGAUGAGCACAGAAAGUUGAUUCACAGCAUCAAGGUUGGACUAGCACUAGUUUUGGUUUCACUCCUGUAUCUCCUUGAUCCUCUUUUUGAGCAAGUUGGAGACAAUGCCAUGUGGGCUAUCAUGUCCGUAGUGGUUGUUUUCGAGUUCUAUGCAGGUGCAACACUUGGCAAGGGCAUGAACCGUGGAAUUGGUACAGUUCUAGGGGGUGGCUUGGGGUGUUUUGUAGCAAUUUUAGCUCAAAACCUUGGCAAGACUGGCCAGGCUAGUGCCAUUGGCAUGUCUGUAUUCAUCUUUGGUGUAGCUGCUACAUACACUCGACUGGUUCCAAGCAUAAAGAAAAGAUACGACUAUGGAGCCAUGGUUUUCAUCUUGACAUUCAAUCUAGUUGUAGUCUCUGGUGUGCGUGCGGAGAAGAUCAUCAAGAUAGGCCUUGACCGUCUCUCAGCAAUUUGUAUGGGUUUUACGGUUUGUGUGUCAACAAGCUUACUCAUCUUCCCUGUAUGGGCUAGCGAUGAACUUCAUUGUUCUACAGCUUCGAAGUUCAAUAAACUUGCUUGUUCGAUUGAAGGGUUCCUGGAGGAGUACUUUCAAGGGAUUGAGGAAAAUAAGGAUAAUCAAUCUGAAACCAGUUUUAAUGCUUGCAAAUCAGUGCUGCACUCAAAGUCCACGGAUGAAUCAUUGGCAAAUUUUGCAAGGUGGGAACCAUGGCAUGGAAAGUUUGGAUUCUCCUAUCCAUGGCACAAGUACCUGCAAACUGGAGACUCACUUAGAGACUUGGCUGCCUCCAUUAUUUCGCUAAAAGGGUGUCUUCAGUCUCAUCAACAGCCAUCAUCAGUGCCUUUGAGGCAGUCUAUCAAGAAGCCAUGUGAAGCAGUGGCCUCUCUGCUUGCUUUCACAUUGAGGGAGCUUGGAGACAGCAUCAUCCACAUGAAGAGAUGUCAUCCAGCAGUGUUAGUAGUGGCAAAGUUGCAGUUGUCAAGACUAGAGCUUAGUGAAGCUGUACUUCCUCACAUGCUCAGGGUGAUAUCAGAUGAUGAUGGUUUUGCAAUUGCAGGCUUCAUAUUUCUGCUGAUGGAGAUGGUGAAGGUGGUGGAAAAAUUGGCAAAAGAGGUUGAAGAACUGGCAGAUUAUGCAGGUUUCCCUACUCAACAGCUCAAGCAUGCAGAUUUAUGGCAAUAAUAUUGAUGCAAUCCAGUUUUGCCAUCAUGAAUAUAUC